GUUUACCUAAAUCACGUUUGCCAGCAUUGUGCCGUUUCUCGUCUGAUUUUGUUUCAGUUUGCAAAGCUUUUUCAUUUUAUUUAAUCCUAAAAUGAGUGAAGAAAGUGCGGAGCAAACGCUCAUCUGUGUGCCUGGCCAAGUGUUGUGCGCUGCGUCCGAAUUCACGGUAGCCGGCGAGGGCACAUACGAAAAGCUUGGCUACAUCCACGCUACCCUUGCCGGUAUAGUUCAGAUGAAAAAGCGCGAGAAGAACACAUUUCUCUCGGUGCUGUCUUUCGGCGGUGGAGCCACAGUCCCGAUCAUAGGCGAUAUUGUAACUGCACGAAUCACAGCGGUGCAACACCGGAUGGCGAAAUGUCGCAUCUUAUGCAUCGGAAAAACGGCACUUAAUCGCACAUUGCGAGGAAUCAUCCGUAAAGAGGACGUUCGCGCAACAGAGGUAGACCGGGUCGAAAUGCACAAAUGCUUCCGGCCGGGUGAUAUCGUGCUAGCACGGGUGCUGCAUCAAAUCGAGCUAAAUGUGUUCCAUCUUUCCACGGCGGAUAAUGAGCUGGGUGUUGUGGUGGCCUUAUCGCCGAGUUCGCGAGCUACCUGGGGUGCAGAACCGAUUCCGAUGGUUCCAAUCUGUUGGACGGAAGUGCAGUGCCCUGUAACGCUGGUAAAAGAACCGCGCAAAGUAGCCAAAGUGUUACCAGAAAAAGGAGAAUCGCUGAAGAAGAAUCUAGCGCUGUUCUGAUGAGAAAUUCAUGGGUAAAGUUGUUAAAAGAAUCACUGAAGAAGAAUCUAGCGCUAUUCUGAUGAGAAAGGCAUGGGUAAAGUUGUUAAGGAAUCGAAUAAAUUUAAACA
Anopheles moucheti is the source of this 846-nucleotide messenger RNA. RefSeq names its product exosome complex component CSL4 (gene Csl4). Gene Ontology annotation, biological process: RNA processing. Gene Ontology annotation, cellular component: nuclear exosome (RNase complex); cytoplasm. NCBI's taxonomy places the organism in Eukaryota, Metazoa, Arthropoda, Insecta, Diptera, Culicidae. The transcript has a single exon. Gene Ontology annotation, molecular function: RNA binding. Bases 92 to 736 code for a protein of 214 amino acids. The record is from RefSeq and is a predicted model, not a curated record.